This is a messenger RNA of Gymnodraco acuticeps, 7570 nucleotides long. It is a transcript of the gene dnajc6, whose product is annotated as DnaJ (Hsp40) homolog, subfamily C, member 6. The record is from RefSeq and is a predicted model, not a curated record. Bases 2037 to 4946 code for a protein of 969 amino acids. Gene Ontology annotation, cellular component: intracellular membrane-bounded organelle; postsynaptic density; vesicle. The transcript has 18 exons. NCBI's taxonomy places the organism in Eukaryota, Metazoa, Chordata, Actinopteri, Perciformes, Bathydraconidae. Gene Ontology annotation, biological process: clathrin-dependent endocytosis; synaptic vesicle uncoating. Gene Ontology annotation, molecular function: clathrin binding.
AAAUAGCUUGCAAUGUUGCUCUAGUAAGAAGAUAUCCUUUUUAUACGUUUUCUUUCAGUGUUUUGUUAUUCACAUUAUUAGUUGAUAAGCUUUAUUUUCUCAGUAAAUUAAUAUUUUUUGUCUUUAAAUGACAAAGCAACUUUGAAAAGAUUGAAGUAGUGAAUGAAGUUAAAACUAUACAAAUUAUUAUUUGAUUUAUCAAGAAGUUGACCCUUUCAUGGAUCAAACGAUGAACAGACUAAGCUCUACUUGCAUCUUUGUGUGGCUCCGGACAUGUCUGUCUUUGAUCGUGGCAGAUAUUGUUAGGACCUUAAAGCACCUGCUCGCUCCAUCCAACACAGUCACACUCACAAGGGCAUCAAAGGGUAAAUAUUGGUAGGCACAGGGGACAGGAAGCUCCAUGGCAACAAUGUAGUGGCAGCGCUUUGCGUCCGGUGAUGGCGGGGGUAUCUUUCCUCCCUUUCGGACAUUCCGUUCCUGCUGUGCACUGAGCUCCCGUCUGCUCUCCGAAAAGAGUUUCCCAGGCUCAUGUCCUCUUUUCAGAACCAUGCAGGGUUUCUGUUGCCAAGGGACAAGGCCAAGGAAGGAAGCAUGCCAUCAGUGGUCAGUGUUUUGUCCUUCAUGUAUCCACCCUCAUUACACACAAAUUACGAGCUAAAAUUACAACCAUUUUAGAUUUUAAUUUAUUUAAUAAUAGGAUAUUAACAUUCAAGAAUGCUAUUAAUGAAGUACAGAGGAAAUCCUCUUUAAUUCAGAGUGAGUUUCCAUUUUCUGACAAACUAUGGUAAGUUGUUAUGCAAAGUUGACAAUUUAUUUUCGUCUUUGAUAUACCAGGGCCAGGCGCCCUUGUUCAUUAUAUACACAGGAUUUUAAUGAUAAAUGUCCACUAUUGGGGGCCUAAACUCAUAAUUUAGGCCUUGCCAAUUUGGUUAUUUCACUAGAUGUUUUAAUGCAUUUUGUUUUUACUUUUUAACACUACACAACCAUUAUCAUAUCUUCUUAACCAUGCCACGUGUAGUCAGGGUUAUAGACCAUAUCAUACAGUCUGCAUCUGUAUUGCAAGCCAGUAGAGCAAUGACUUUGCCAACUAUUUAUAUCACCAAUAAAUCAUAUAAGUAUUUUAAGGCUACAAGUUAGUUUAUGCUUUUCUCAUUUAUCACUAGAAUAUGUUUUUUGACAUGGUUGGACAAAACUAGGAUUUAAACAUCUGAAGUAUAGGCAUUGCUAUGUGCAUUUUUCACAAUUGUAUAGACAUAACAAUUUUUCUUGAACAUAUUUGGCAAAUCAAUCAAUCAUGAAAACUAAUCAAACAUGGGCUGGAACAACUGCCAUCUACCAUUCCUACACAGAAAACGAAUCAUAAUUGGCUUGAAGCUCAUUUGGAAAAUUGCUUUUAAAAGGGGAAAUCCACCAAGAAUGAGAACUGUGUUGUUCAUAACAUUUGAGUAUCAAUCAUUUUUACAUAUGGACAGGAGAGCAAAUGUAAUGACAAUGACUAUAAAAGACAACAUGUUAUUUCUAAUUGUUACAGAAAUUAUGUGCAUAUUGCAACACUGAUAUUCCCACAUCAGGUUUUUUCCCAUAAAAAACAACAUAUAAAAGAGUUUAAUGAAAAAUAAACAUAAAAGAGUAUCAGAAGGACUGAUUAUAGAAUGUGAAUAAUAGAUGCAGCAAACCACAUGAGAGGAUUGAGCGUUGGGGUGGAUUUCCCUUUUACUUAGCCGGGGACUAAAGCGUCAGCAUCAGCAGCAGCAAAAGCGUCGUAGUAAAAUGCGGUGCUGCUGAGAAAAGAGGAGGCGAUAGACAGAGACAGAGAGGGAGAGAGAGAAGGGGGAGCGAGAGAGUGAGGGAGAGAGACCACCGGGCAGGAUAUUUCUCUCCAGAAAACAGAGGCGACCUGUCGUCCUCUCGUCCCCGGACAUGUGGUGCACCCAGCGGCAGUAGUAGCAGCGGUGCUUGCGGUGACGGCGCGGCGUUGCCCUUUACGUCUUUGGAGCUUCUUUUGUCUUUAAUUUUCUUUUUUGUGUGCUUCGGUAAUGAGCUUGCUGGGGGCCUACAAGAAAAAGACCAGUUACGAUGGCUAUGAAUCUUUGCAGUUGGUCGAUAGUGGCGGAGAUAGCUUCAGUGUCGGAAGAGGGAGCAGCAGCAGCGGCAGCGCCACCAUCGCAGGCUCAGUAUCGGCCACCCUAGGACCGAAGGCGGGCCCGCUGAAAGAGGAGGACUGCAGCACCAUGGACAGCUCAGAAAUGGAUGCCAAUUAUGGCGGAGGACUGUUGGAUAUGGUGAAGGGAGGAGCCGGCAAGUUCUUCAGCAACUUCAAGGACAACUUGAAGGACACUCUGAAGGACACCUCCACCAAGGUCAUGCAUCAGGUGGCCACGUACACAAAAGGGGAGCUAGACAUUGCCUACAUCACAUCAAGGAUCAUAGUGAUGACCUACCCAGCAGAGUCAGUGCAGAUUGGCUACCAGAACCACGUAGAGGACAUUCGCUCCUUCCUCGACAGUCGCCAUGCCGACCAUUACACUGUCUUCAAUCUGUCACAGCGUAACUACCGCGGUGCCAAAUUCUCCAACAGGGUUUCCGAGUGUAACUGGCCUUCUCGUCAGGCUCCCAGCCUCCACAACCUUUUUGCUGUGUGUAAAAACAUGCACAACUGGCUCAAACAGAAUCCCAAGAAUGUGUGUGUCAUCACCUGCUCGGAUGGUCGGGCUCCCUCGGGUGUUUUGGUUUGUGCCAUGUUCUGCUUCUGCCACCUCUUCAACAAUCCAGUUCCUGCCAUGCAGCUGCUCAGCGCCAAGAGACCAGGAUCUGGCCUGUGGCCCUCACACCGCAGGUACAUAGGCUAUGUGUGCAGCAUGGUAUCGGAGAAGCCCAGUCUACCCCAUUCCAAGCCCUUGAUGAUCAAGGGUCUUACAAUAAGUCCAGUACCCUGCUUUAACAAGCAGCGUAGCGGCUGUCGGCCUUUCUGUGACGUCCUUAUUGGAGAGACAAAGAUCUUCAGCACUGCACAGGAGUACGAGAGGAUGAGAGAGCACAGGAUCCAAGAGGGUAAGAUCGCCUUUCCUCUAGGUGCGAGUGUGCAAGGCGACGUCAUUGUUUCAGUGUACCACAUGAGGUCGACCAUCGGAGGACGUCUCCAGGCCAAGGUUUCCAACACACAGAUCUUCCAGAUUCAGUUCCAUACUGGCUUCAUUGCUCCUGGUACCACCGUGCUAAAGUUUAGCAAACCAGAGCUGGAUGCAUGUGACUCUCCUGAGAAGUAUCCCCAGCUUUUCCAUGUGAUACUGGACGUGGAAGUAGAGGGGGUGGACAAGCAGAAAGACCUGACGCCGCCUUGGGAGCAGUUCCCCUGUAAAGACCUCAACCCCAAUGUGCUCUUCUCCUGCCACCAGGAAAAUCAGGACGCCCUUGCUAUCGCUGAGCCAAGUCGGCCUCAAGGAGGUGCAGAAGGUCGGGCUCACGGCGAGGAGAGCGAGCCCUCGGAUGAUGAGAUGCUGUCUCUCUCCAGCCAGCGAAGCAACGCCAGCACGGCCCCCCAAAGACCCGACCCCCCUGCUCCAAUGCCUGCCGCCCCUUCACCUGCAGAGGAAAUGGAUCUUCUUGGCCUCGAUGGGGCGGGGAUCAACCGACCUUCAACUCAGCCCCCGUCCGCUGCAGCCGCAACAACUGACCUUCUCGGGGACUUGUUCGGGGGCCCACCCCAGCCAACCAGUGGGGGGUCAUCUGCCCAGUCCACACCACAUAAAGUAGCCCCAAACACUGCCUCGCCAUGUCCCUCACCGACACCAACAGCAUUUGAUCCCUUCGGGGCAGGUCCCAUGCCUAAGCCUCAGGACAUGAUGGGUUCAUUCCUUGCAACAGGUAACGUGGGGCAGCCAGACCCCUUCCUGCAUGCUGCUUGCUCUCCAUCACCCACCCUGCAGCCUAAAAGCUCGGGCCGAAACUCCCCCGUCCCACCAAGCACCCCAACCGUCAACAUUCAGCAGCAAAAUGCAAAGGGAGGGUGGGACUGGAACAGACCCGCUACUACAAGCACAGGAGCGGGCUUUAGUAUGGGAAGUCGGUCAGCCACUACGAGCCCCACAGGCUCAGUCAACAGCACCCCCACCCACCAAUCCAAGCCAAACUUGGACCCAUUCGCUGACUUAGGCAACCUCGGUGGAGGCUCUGGCUUCUCCAGCAAACCGACCACUCCUACUGGGCCUACCCCUCCCAUCCCUCCCAUCCCUCCCAUCCCUCCCAUGGGCUCCCCUUCCCGACCACCCCCGUCUCCCCAGCAUGCAGAGGGGUGGCAGUCCAACCCAGGAGCAGGCUUCCCCUCGUGGCAGCCAGGUGCUGGAGUUGGCGGAGGAUGGCAAUCCCAAGGACCGGGCCCCGCCCCGCAGCCAAAGCCCAGCCCCAGCCACACCCCCAUGCCUCACGCAUCGCCCGGGGGCCGACCCAACUACAAUGUCAGCUUCUCAGCAAUGGGAGGGGGCUCGCCCAGCGCAGCGGUUAAAGCACAGGCUAGCAUGGGUACUAAGCCGAAAGUCGUGAAUGCCAACUUUGAUGACCUGCUGUCUGGUCAGGGCUUCGCUGGGACCAAAGAGAAGAAAGGGCCCAGGACUAUAGCAGAGAUGAGGAAGGAGGAGAUGGCCAAAGAGAUGGACCCUGAGAAAAUAAAGAUUCUGGACUGGAUCGAGGGGAAGGAGCGUAACAUCCGCGCUCUACUGUCCACCAUGCACACGGUGCUGUGGGAGAGGGAGACGCGCUGGAAGCCUGUAGGCAUGGCUGACCUGGUCACGCCAGAACAGGUCAAGAAGGUCUACCGCAAAGCAGUCCUGGUCGUGCACCCAGAUAAGGCCACAGGACAGCCCUAUGAACAAUAUGCCAAGAUGAUUUUCAUGGAACUAAAUGACGCCUGGUCAGAAUUUGACAGCCAAGGACAAAAAACCCUCUACUGAAUAAAUAGUGAGAGGAAGUGAGUGAGAAGAGGAUGUCCCUCCUGAUUCUGUCGUCUAACCCUCCUAAAAGUGUGUCACCACCUUUGGUCGACAGACUACAGCUCCUCCUCCAACAUCGCCUUUAUACCUGUGCUUUGACCCAUAUCUCUCUUCUCAACAAACACAGAACAUCCAGUCGAUCUACAAAGACAGUAAAAGACAACAAAACUCCAGUGACUAACAGUGUGACUGCUCUAAUGAACCUACCUACUGAAUGUUUGUGGUGCAACAUUACCCUCCCUUGUUGAGUGUCUUUAGCCCUGAAACCAACCCAGCAUUCAAAAGCGGAGUCACCGGGACGUCUAGAAAAACAAAAUAAAUGCUUGAUUCAGAGGAGAUGUAUCAAAAGUGACAAGAGACGGUGGACAACCAAGAUUAGAGAAAAAUACAUCAGGGAGUAAAUUGAGCAAGCAUGACACAGACUGCUUUUAAAAAGGGGAUUCAGGUGGUCUGUAAGGAACAAGUAAGCAUUUCAUAUCAAUUUAAGCUACUUACACACAAAACAUUGGUUUCCAUCCAAAAUAGGGGUGGUUGGAGGUACAAAUUAACAAUCUUUCUCAUUUAAAAAGUGCAGAGAAUAAUUACAAAUUGCUGACACUGCUUCUGAUUACAGGUCGGCUUCUUAAUUAUCUUAAAAAUGUUAACUGCUGACAGUGAAUGAAAAUGAAGAGGCUCUUCAAUGAAAACACAGAUCAGAAGGCUGCUCCCAACCUUAUAUACAUAUAACAGAUUAACACUAUGGUGUUUUGACUUUAGGUGAAUGAUUCUUGAUGUGUGUUCCCAUGUUUGCAGGGAACCGAGGGUUAUAUACUGUAUUCUGGGAUUAGCACAUGUACAGAUCCAUACCUGAAGCACCUUGAGGCUUCUCACUCAUAGUCACAUUUUUUUUUGCAGGCGAGCUGUGUGAAAGCACAAACUUUGCUCGGUGCACCUUUGAAGGAAAGCCAUUGUUAUUUAUUUAUUUGUUCAUUUGUGUUUGUCUUCAUAUAUUUUUUCAUGUGUCAGGCCUGCUAAAUUAUUUGUGUUAAAUGUAACUGCACAUGUUGUCAGAUAAUGUAUGUAAAGUUAUUUGGGUUAUUUGCAGGGAACUGUUUUACUCAUUUACUGACAAAACACAGGAAUGUCUUCUGAGACUAUAUCAGACUAUGAUAGCCUUUAUAGUCUGCAAUAACAUUUUCCAAACAACAGAUGUGGAAAUAUCUAUUACAAAUGACAUUUCUAUUCAAAGUCCCUAAAUUGCGAGUCGCAGGAUUGAAAAUGUUCUCAUACCGUAAAAUCAUAUGAGGGAAUUAAUGAGCUUUAGUGAAACUAAUUUCUCUCAAAUCGCUCGUAUUACAUAUCUGCUGUUAUUUCAAGACUUAUAUCAAAACACUAAUUUGCAGUGAUUGCAAAAUGUUUUUUUUAAAUUACUUGUUAUGUAUCUUUGUUUACAUUUGUUUACAUUUACAUCACAGCACUGACACUUUUAUUUGUAAUUAUCAUGUGCUCUUGAGUUCUACUGACACACUUUCAUAUCAAAGGUAACAGAAAAUGUUGCAUUUUUUAAUAGUGAUUGAUUGAAUCUAAAAACAGAUUAUAUUCUCCCCAUAUAGUUUCAAUAAUAUACUGAUGGUAUUGUUCUUCUGUACGAUAAAAACUGUAAUACUGGUGUUGUCAUUUUGUGUAGAAAGUAUUAUAAGGUUCUGAAAUGAAGUCCAUCGGCAAAUGGCAAACAUAUGCAAGAUAGAGAAUACUUAUGUACUCAUAGUAAGUUGAAUCAAUUCUCAAUUUCUCAGACAUUUUAUUUACAACAUCCUUACCUUACAGCUUCGAGUGAUUGACAGAGCUCUACUGUAACCCCCUGUUUAAACUCAAUUUUCACAAAAGCUAAUAAGGCAGAAUAUCUACAGAGACAUGUUCAUAAACCGCUCUUUAUAUCAUAACUGUUUUCAUACUCUCUGUUUUGGAAAUCCUUUUUAACCGUCAUGUGGUUUAUCUCCCUUGGUUUGACUUCAUUCAUACCCAGGACUCCAAGUUUGUUCAUGUGUGUUUCGGACUUUGACUCAAUACUGAACACUGGAAAUAAAGUAUGACUUCUAAAGUGCUGUUUCUUCAACUGGGUUUGGGACCCAGAAUGGAUUACAUGGCAGAGCUUUUUGGCUGAAAUACAUCGCUGAACAAGACACUGAGUCUCAAGGUGAAAAUGUUGGGCCCUGAACUCAAGGCUACUGCUUGACCAGAUGCAGGAAGUGUGUAGUGUGUGCUUCUGUGCUCUAUUUACACUGAGGAACUACAUGUGAAAUAACCCUCAUAAGCUCCCUCGCUGACUGAACUCUUUACCUGCAAUCUAUCGGCUAUGUUAAAAAGCUAAGCUCUAUAUUGUAGUCAGUGGAUGUGUGUCGUUUGAAAUUGUGGUGCGUAUGGAAGUGAUCCGAUUUGGACACAGACUACUGUACGUUAUGUGUUUGCCUGUCUGCUGUAAGUAUUACUAAACUGUGUAAACAAUUCUGUUCAUGUGUUCCUUUUCAGUUCUGUUUACCAAUACAUGGGAUGUACAUAAUGAUCGAGUGCAGUGCACAAAAAUAAAUAGUCAACAGAGAACAAAA